AUGGAUAUUUCUGAGAUUACAACUAGUUCUUCCGUUAAUGGAGGAGGUGAGGUCCUACAAAUGAAUGAGCUUGGUUUCUUUCCCAACGUCGAGAACCUUACUGCUCAGAUUGAAAAGUUGGAUACCCAAGAACCAAAGCAUAGAUCGUUACUAGAAUCGAGCUAUGAGGUUAAAGUCACAAGAGUUGAUGAUGAACCUCUACUUUCUGUGACUAAAUUCGAAGAAUUAAACUUGGGUCCAGACUUAUUGAAGGGUAUAUAUGAAAUGGGUUUUACAACUCCAUCAAAAAUUCAGGCAAAAGCAUUACCCUUACUUCUCAAAAAGCCACCGCAAAAUAUGAUUGGUCAAUCUCAAUCCGGUACUGGAAAAACAGCUGCAUUUGUGUUAACUAUGUUGAGUCGAAUAGAUUUUAAUUUGAAAUCUCCACAAGCACUUUGUUUGACACCCUCAAGAGAACUUGCUCGUCAAAUCAUGGUGGAAGUCAGAAAAAUGGGAAAAUAUACACCGGUAAUAACCGCAGAAGCUAUUAGAGAGUCUCAUAUUAGAGGUAAUAGAAGUAGGCAUGAAGAAUUUGCUGAAGCCCAACUUAUAGUUGGUACACCUGGUACCGUUUAUGAUCUACUUAAGAAACAUGUGAUAGAAAAAAAACACAUGAAAAUUUUCGUUCUAGACGAAGCAGAUAAUAUGUUGGAUCAACAAGGAUUAGGUGAUCAAAGUAUAAGAAUUAAAAAUAUGAUGCCUCGUGAAUGUCAAAUUGUACUCUUUUCGGCUACUUAUUCUAGUGAAGUAAGAACUUUUGCUACUAGAUUUGCACCCAAUGCAAAUCAAUUCAGCUUAAAAGUUGAAGAAUUAUCAGUGAAAACUAUUAAACAAUUCUAUAUGGAUUGUAAAAAUGAAGAUCAUAAAUUUGAAGUUUUAGAUGAUUUAUAUACUUUAUUAACAAUUGGACAAAGUAUCAUUUUCGUUCAGAAACGAGAAACUGCUGAUCGAAUUGCUAAACGUAUGACUGAGAAAGGUCAUAAGGUCAUUAACCUUCACGGUGGUCUUUCAACGACCGAACGUGAUGAAGUUAUGGAUGGAUUCCGUAAAGGUAGUGCUAAAGUAUUGAUUACCACCAAUGUUCUCUCACGCGGUAUCGACGUGUUACAAGUAAAUCUUGUAAUUAAUUACGAUAUACCAAUGGAUUUGAGCGGUAGAAAUCCUGAUUAUGAGACAUAUUUACAUCGUAUUGGACGUACUGGAAGAUUUGGACGUAGCGGAGUUUCCAUUAACUUUGUUCAUGAUCCUGUUAGUUGGGAAGUUGUAAAAUCUAUAGAAAAGCAUUUUCAACGUGAAAUUGUGAGGGUACCUACUGAUGAUUGGGAUGUGGUUGAAAAGGUUUUGAGAAAAGAAGUUAACAAUUAA
Molecule: messenger RNA, 1404 nt
Organism: Scutellospora calospora
Lineage: Eukaryota; Fungi; Glomeromycota; Glomeromycetes; Diversisporales; Gigasporaceae
Source: the annotation of a GenBank genome assembly